This is a messenger RNA of Vigna angularis (adzuki bean), 2868 nucleotides long. RefSeq names its product meiosis-specific protein ASY3. The transcript is spliced from 11 exons. Lineage: Eukaryota; Viridiplantae; Streptophyta; Magnoliopsida; Fabales; Fabaceae. The record is from RefSeq and is a predicted model, not a curated record. Gene Ontology annotation, biological process: meiotic cell cycle. Bases 176 to 2563 code for a protein of 795 amino acids.
UUUACUCCUUCGACAUUGUUUUGAUUCAGAUUAAAUUUACACUACAGCCUUGUCUCCUUUCAAUUGUUGAGAUCGUUUCUACGUUCUGAUUCCGAAUUCUCCAAUUCCUCUUUUUCGAGGGUUUCUUCUCAGGUUAGUAACUGAGGUAUCAGCUUUGCUAAAGUAGCAACUGCAAAUGGAUGUUGGAGCGCGUCAAGUUUUGCAUGAUGAGCAGACGAGUGAUUGUAGGAGUUUUGGCAGCAAUAUCCGUUCGUCCAGCCAGACACGGAAAAUUUCUAUAGGAGUAAUGGCAGAUUCAAAAACUAGCACAAGAAAUGGACUCACGAUCGGGGACGGGAUUGUCGUGCCAAAUACAGAAAGGGAAAUCUCUAUUGUGGGAAAUUUCCCUGGAGAAAAAAAUGAAGUUAAAGGAGUAACACCUUCCUUUAAUAUAAAGCAUUCUGGAGGUCCACCGGAGCUGAAGUGUUCUUGGAUCUCCAAAUCCUUUUACCAAAGAACACCGAUUUCUGAGUCCAUUCUUCAAGCCAACCAAGCCUCUAGUUUACUAGUCUCUCCAGGUGGCGGGGACGAUCCAAAUGGAAUAGAGCGUGCAGCUGGGAAACAUUCAGUUCAGCUUUUCUCAUAUCAGACAUCAACUUUAACUUCUAAUAAUUUCAAAAAGUUCGAUGCGGACGCUGCCAGAAUAAAGGGAAGGAAGGACGAGCCCACUGACAAGGUAAAGGAAUUUACAUUUGCCACUGUACAACAAGUCUUCGAGUCCGAGAAAACCGACCCAGAGGACAAAGUAAAUAGAACAGAAAACAGAACCGAGAAUUUGAGGAUGAAGCUCUGCCAAAUAUUGGGGACCACUUCUUCUCACAAGAGUCGGCAUUCAGGUUCUCCCGCACGUAACAAGGACGAUGAAAGUUUGCCGCCUGAGCAGCGUUCGGACCAGAAGCAAAACAUAUGUGCUAAGACCAUACAAAAUUCGGAUACUAUAGAAACUGAUUCUGAAAAUCCUGAUCAGGCUCUUAAGAGGCCAGUAACUCGUUCUUGGAGCAGAAAGAAAACGUCUUCCAAAAAGCAACCGGGGAAAGGUAAAAGUGGCCCAUCUUCAAAAAAGACUGAGAAGCAAGGAGAAAAAAAUAUAUUCUCUUUUAAAGAAAAACGAAUUGGGAGACGAGAUGAUUUUCCUGAUGACAGUUCCUUGAGGAAAAAGAAUCAAAAAAAGAAUUCCAUAAUUGGGAAAAAUAAGAUCAGCGUCAUUGAAUGUGACACCGCAGAUAAACUUCAUCAACACACUUCGAAGACUGAUCUACCGCUGAAUGACCAGACAACAUUUUCAUUUGGGAAGAUAGCAGGCGGGUUCAUUGGUUGCUUACCUGAAUAUCAGUCAAAAUGCCCUCAUACAGAGAAAAUAAACCAAGAAAAAGAAUUUGACGAGCCAACAAUUGUAAAUACAGAUCAGCAUGGAGAACUUGAGGUCUCAGAAAAUGAAAACCAGCAAGAAGAUAAAAGUAACCCAGUAAAUCAAAAUGUUGCUUCUAAGAUACAAGAUGAUUUUCCAAGUCCUACAUUUCAACUUAAGACACCGAUUUUAAGUUUUUCUCCUGACUCAACACAAAAUACAGGCCGAAAGGAAAAUGAUGUAAGUAGUCCAGCCUCAACUGAAAGAACAUUUUCUCUGGGAAGCAUUCAUAGUUUAAGAAAUCUUCAGGCUUCGGAGCCAGACUUCAACAUCAACGGGCUAGGAGAGCAAAUGCAACCUUCUGAUAUAGAAGAGAUCAAUUCUUUUAUUCCCAGAAAAGACAAAUCUUCUGAGACAGAGAAAAAAGAGCAGGGUGGUUUAUCUGAUUCAUCAUCUGAAGAGUUAAACUUUCAAGGAUAUCUUGAAGGUUCAAGAGUAAGACAUGCUUCAGAGAGGAAAAGUUUUGUUCUUCAUCCAAUGAAGAGGCUGUGCAAGCAUGAAAACAGUGAAUUUAACAAUAGAAGCCCAGCUUCAGCGUCUUCGAAAGGUACAGGAGACAGUGAUUGGAUUGGUGAAGCUUCUGAGCAGAAUCAAAAUGGUUUUGCAAGAGCUGUUGAACUGUUAGCCUUGGAAUUGGGCAAGCUUCAGAGCAAACUUAAGUCGAUGACAAGUCAGAAAUCCUCAGAAAUUUUGAAGUCUGUUGCUGACGAAAUACAUCUUCAGCUGCAGAAUGUUCAUUCCCAAAUCCAGACGGACAUGGGAAAGCUUACAAAUCUCAGUAAAUCAAAGAGAAAACGGCUGGAAACUAGAUUUGAAGACCAACAACAACAGUUGAGGUUAAUAUACGAUAGAUUCAAGGAAGAGGUAAAUCAGCAUCUACAGGAUUGCAGAAGCACUGUUGAAGAUCUUGAAGCAGAUCAGAUAGAGAUCAAGAGAGCCAUGGAAAAACAAAGAGUAGCGCAUAAGAAGCUUCUGUCGCAAGUUGAAGAAGCAAUGGAGAUCCAACUUGAUGACGCUCAAAGGAAAAUCAGAGUCACCCAGGAGAAGGCGAGAGGGAAACUUCUACAAUUGAAGCAAGUUGUAGCUAUGUGCUUAAAAGAAGAAAUACCAAAUUGAUAUGAUUUCUGCUGAUUCCCUGCAAUUGCUUUGAAGGAAGCGCGCCUUUUGAUUUCGCUAGAUCCUUUAUACUGGAAUCUUGAAAGAUUUCUAUGUACGUAACAUUAUGACCCCUCCCUCUUCUUUUAACUGCAUAGAAUAGAUAAUUUGGCCCAGUUAAAGUAAUAUCACUUAAAAUUUCUUUUAUCAAACUUGAAUACUGGGUCUAUUGUGCAUGAUUUGCGGGAUAAAAAAACAUCCACAUGUGUCAUUCAUUGAGAUUGUUAUUGCUUUCUCUUGAUAUUUUCUGAUUUUCCAGUCGCAAU